AUGUCUAGAGCGGAAGAAUUAACUCAGGCCAUUAUGUUAACAUUGAUAGAAUUAACCGAAUGCAAUGCAAAGACAUCAUUACCAGAGACUUCCUUGUUAACAUCAGCCGAAUUUUAUGUUUACUUUAGCGAUGCCAUGGUCAGUGGAAACCUGCUAUUAUCACUAGUGCACACCAGCCAGGUUGUAGAAGUUAUGAAAUCAAUAACCCAAAGUUUACCUGAGAGCCUGGCAUUACCACCUGCUAUCCUCUUUGACGAGAUGCUCAGCCACAUACCAGUUAAGGUGGGUGUGAAUGCUGGACAUGUAAUACUCGUGAUGACAGUACCAAUAAUAAAGAAACCAAGACAUUAUUUUACAGUUAAGAUGAUAACUCACCCACUCCACCCACUUGUUUUUAUGGAUAAAAGGGAGCAACAAAUUGUGGCGUGGCUGAUGGAAGAAGUUACGAAGGAAAUAGAGGACCCAGAUAGUAGGAUUGACAAAGCAGAGAGUGACGCAGAUAGUGAUCACAGUGAACAUUGCACCGACACGGAACAGUCAUCAUGCUAA
Molecule: messenger RNA, 549 nt
Organism: Parnassius apollo (apollo)
Lineage: Eukaryota; Metazoa; Arthropoda; Insecta; Lepidoptera; Papilionidae
Source: the annotation of a GenBank genome assembly